AUGAGCGAGCGCGCAGAGCACCUGGAGCGAGAGGAAUCUGCUGACAAAGAAUGUUUUGGUGUUCUGAUUGGCUGUAGGCUGGAAACCCAGCCCAGCUCCAACUUCACGACGUAUUUCAACGCCCACCAUAAUAUAACCUUCGGCCAGUUCAGUGCCUCUUAUAUAUGGGCCAGCAACAUCCUAGGACACAGUAACGGCGAGAUGUCCAGAUUUGCCACUGAACACCAUCAUGACCCUGACAUUGACCCCCCAUUACUCCUAGAAUCCCUCGGCCCCGAGAUCUUGGUUAUGAUCUUUGAUCAGAUCUACAUCACAAAACCAGCUACAUUAAUCAGUUUGAGACUCACCUGUCGACGCAUCAAUCAGAUCGUCGCGCCGCUCUCUUAUCGCCGAGUCCAUUUGAGUGUGAGGAAACUCGCAGCUGUGUCUGGUCGAAAUAAACGGGAAGACAUCGUUCGAAAUGUCUAUGCUCACACACGACAUGUUGAGUUCCGGCAAUUGCUGGACUGGGAUGAUGUUGCUUUACUACUUUUUGGUUGUGUUCAGUUGGAUACGAUCACUUGGGCGUGCGGCCGAGACAUACUCCAAUGUUACUUUCCAAAUGCGAUGCGCCUCUUGGUAGGUGACAAGUGGCCCAGAGUCCGGAUUUCCAAUGAGUUUCUCGACUAUCCUGCCAUAGGGCAAAGUGGUAGUUUCCUGAAGACCUUUCCAGCAUCGAAUAUGAUUAGUUUAACUUUACACAACCGGGUUCCUAGACAAUCGAAUCGGCCCCUACACCAGUUUCUCGCAACCUGUGUGAAUUUGGAAGAGCUUCGACUGUACGGCUUGAACUUCUUGGAUUCAAUCUUCGAGCCCGCCGACGGAAGGCUACCAGCAAUCAAAAGCUUUUUCACAGAUGUUCGGUCCUGGCCGUAUACCCAGGAUAAUGUUCAUUCAGUGUGGGAUUUCUCACAGCUACAAGAUCUUGAGAUUGCCUGGCAUGUCUUUGGCUUCAUGUCCCAGUCGAUGUCACCAGAGAACUUGUCUCGUCUGCGUCGCUUAAGGUUGCGACACCGAUGGGCUGGAAUUGAUAGCCCAAUUGAGGUGUAUACUCAAUAUCAUACGAUGAGAACGUCAUUUCUAAACUCGAUACUUGAACGAAUUCCAGAAAAUCAGCUCCAAGAACUGGACGUCAAAUGUCACUUGCCUAAAUUUUCGACGGCGGCGCUUGCAAGACACGGCCGCUCACUGCGUCUCGUGAGACUGUUGGAUGCCUCCGGGUUCGAAGUCGACGGAUCGACCACUCCGACAACCAGUUUGGAUGACUUAACCAGGCUUCAUUUCACAUGUCCGCACCUGACCGAGGUCGCAGUCGGGGUAAACAUUGCGUACCCUGAAGAAAUUCCAGCGUUCGCAGACUCGAUGAGCGGCUUCAGAAACCUCAGUAUUCUUACCCUCUACAUGCAAAAGGUUCCAAAAUCAUUUAUACCCGUAACUGGCAACAAAGUUUUGGACUUCGGGCAAUGUCUUGCCGAAAGAUUAUAUAAACAAAAAUUCGGGCUUUCGCUGUCGAAACUUUCUAUUAACGUGGGGGAAUGGACGCCGAGAAGCAGACCUCAUCGACUCAUACACUCCUCGAAGGCCAACCUUGAUAUGACCGAAGCAUACCAACCACGUCGAUUUUUGAAUUUCUCCUGGGAUCUUCAAGGACUGAUGUUGUUCGAGACCGAACCAUGA
Messenger RNA from Cadophora gregata, 1716 nucleotides. RefSeq lists its product as uncharacterized. The record is from RefSeq and is a predicted model, not a curated record. NCBI's taxonomy places the organism in Eukaryota, Fungi, Ascomycota, Leotiomycetes, Helotiales, Ploettnerulaceae. Bases 1 to 1716 code for a protein of 571 amino acids. The transcript has 5 exons.